AGGAAAUAACGUAGCUAUAGAGUUCACUGAACGAAUGCAUCCAUUUUCUCUAGAUGGCAGUCCAACAAUCUCCAUACGAUUGGUAUGGGAUCGUCCCAUCUGAUGGGGGAAACACCUCGAUACCGAAGUUACUUUAAUAGCAGGUUAGGAUAAUUAACGUAGCAGGUUAUGUGACUUCGGUUGAGGUAAGCAAAAAAGUAUGAGUUAGAGUUUGCGAAAAUGCAUUCCAAUCUGCUACGAAAAGCACUUUCUAUCGAAGUGGUGUGAAGAGUGUGUCCUUUAGGGGGAACCUUUUCUGUCAGAUGGAAAGACGGACUGGAAAGGGUGUCGUACACCAACAUGGCGGCGCUCAUGGACACGAGAAUAUUGCUUCGAAAAAUUAAAGAUUUACGGUGCCUGACACCCCGACGGAAUCGCGUGAAAGCCAAAUGGGCUGGCUCUCAGCCCAAGUACCCUGCCACAAACCUGGCCCUACAGAACUUUGAUGCCACCUACAGCUUACAGCUGGGAGAGCAGUGGCCCUCUGUCCGCGUCAGCAUGCUUUGUGAGCAGAAGUACGGGGCCCUGGUAAACAAUUUCUCCACCACAGAAGGGGUCAUCGCAGACCUGCAGUCCCAAGGAUGUAGAGACUUUAUCUGCCAACCAGUUGGUGUAGGAGCUCUGGAGAGACUGCAGGCGCCUGGAUUUCCUCUCCACGAUAACCCUUCAACCCUCGAGUCUGUUGGUGUCAUUCAAGAUCUGGCUCCUCCUCGCCUCCGCACCAAUAUCAAGUGCUUUGUUUUCCCCGGGGGAGAUAUCUCCAGAUUCAAGCCUUCUAGACCCGACUUGUAUGGGAUGCUUGGGUACUACCUCAUGGAUGCGGCGUCCAUUUUGCCUGCCCUGGCCCUGGAUGUCCAGGAAGGACACUCUGUGCUGGACGUCUGUGCCGCCCCAGGGGGCAAGACCCUGGCCCUGCUCCAGACACAGGCCAUCCGAUUUCUGUGUGUCAAUGACAUCUCAGUGUCUCGUACCUACCGCCUCCAGCGGGUCCUCAACAGCUACGUACCGAAAGAGCUGUUGACAGAAGAAAGAAUGCGCAUUACUUCCUUUGACGGCAGGAAAUGGGGAGAAAUCGAAAGGGACACCUUUGACAGAGUCCUUGUUGAUGUUCCCUGCACCACAGACAGACACUCUGUCAUGGAGGAUGAGAACAACAUUUUCAAGAGGGCCAGGACAAAGGAGAGACAGAGGCUGCCCCAGCUGCAGACAGAACUCCUCCUUGCUGGUAUUGAAGCGGUUCGUCCGGGGGGACAGGUGCUCUACUCCACCUGCUCCCUAUCCCAGCUGCAGAACGAGUAUGUGGUGGAGCGGGCCAUGCACCUGGCCCGGGAGGAACACGGCAUCAGCCUACAAGUAGUCGACCUCCGACCCAUCACACGCCUCUUUAAGGACACUUUCCACUUCGCCCCCGACCCCCACUUGGGACAGCUGGUCCUUCCUCACCUCACCGCUAACUUUGGGCCCAUCUACAUGUGCAAGCUACAGAGGUUAAGCUAGAACUGAUGGACAUGAAUUGAAUUCCCUUCAAUACAACUUUAUUUAUCUCUUCAGGGGCAACCUGAUUUAAUCGGUCAUAACAUCCGACUUUCCGUAUUUAUGUAUUAAUGUGAAGCACCGCAAAUAAAUACAUUGAUUAAUGGACUAAACAAAUGUA
Messenger RNA from Oncorhynchus kisutch (coho salmon), 1693 nucleotides. It is a transcript of the gene nsun4, whose product is annotated as NOP2/Sun RNA methyltransferase 4. Gene Ontology annotation, biological process: rRNA methylation. Gene Ontology annotation, cellular component: mitochondrial large ribosomal subunit. The transcript is spliced from 6 exons. Bases 340 to 1536 code for a protein of 398 amino acids. The record is from RefSeq and is a predicted model, not a curated record. Lineage: Eukaryota; Metazoa; Chordata; Actinopteri; Salmoniformes; Salmonidae. Gene Ontology annotation, molecular function: RNA methyltransferase activity.